This is a messenger RNA of Penicillium paradoxum, 1644 nucleotides long. Its product is annotated as zinc knuckle domain protein. The record is from RefSeq and is a predicted model, not a curated record. The transcript is spliced from 3 exons. Lineage: Eukaryota; Fungi; Ascomycota; Eurotiomycetes; Eurotiales; Aspergillaceae. The coding region runs from base 1 to 1644 and encodes 547 amino acids.
AUGGCAAAUUCAUCAGACGAAGAAGCCGAUUCGCGCACGGCUUUGGUGGGCGCACCGCGCACUCGAUCAAACCCGCGUUCCACAUCGCGUUCCACAUCGCACGAUAGCAACUCGCGCCCGGCCAAGAGACAACGCAGAAACAGAAAUAAAAACGAGUCCGAUCUCAAAGAUUUUGUUCCUCGAGGUGGAGCUUUUACUGCCAAUGCCCUGCCGAUAGAUCCAGAUAGCACAUCUAGCUCUGGGUCUAGUUCGGACUCAGGUGAAGAUUCCGAUUCCGAUACCAACUCCGAUAUCGCGGCCGCAAACCCACAUGCCGGCAGCACUGCGCCUGCUAUUAGCUGGAAUCAAGGUCGGAAAGCUGCAGUGCGCACAACGCUUGGAAAGAGAGCGGCACCAACAAGCGAGAAAGUCGCCCAAUUUGAAGCAGUGAAUGACAAAUAUUGGCGGAGUCGCAGCGGGUCCGUCUCGUCAGCCAGUGGUGAAGAUAAGCCUUCAGAAAAGCCUUCAGAAAACAUUGAAAUUCAGAAGGAGGACCAAACGCAAGGAGAAGAUGAGCUGGAAGAUGGGGAAAUCGACUCCAAGAGUGAAUCAUCCGACUCAGACUCCCUUGGCUCAGAGGCCGAUGACUCUAUCUUAUUGAACAUCGGGGACAAGAUGGGAGCAGAUGCCGCUGAUGAUUAUAGCCCUGCCGAUCUGGCUCACAAGCAUGGACUCAGCAAGGCCAAUUCACACCCGACCGGUCCUGGGUCAAAAGAGGAGGCGUUCCGGCUUUUCUCAAGCAAGUAUCCAAAUGCGCCCACAUCUUUAGUGGACCUCAGUCAGCAGGACCUUGAGAUCCUGGCCAAUGUGAACACUGUGGUGCUUGGAAUCAGCACCAAAGCAGUACUUGCCCUGACUGGCGACGAUGCCAAAAAUGCCGUGAGCGCGGUCAUGACGAACCAGGAUGUCCCUCAAAGCUACGCAAUUUCGCAACCGAAGUACCUUGCGACUACUGCAACGAACCACACCUGGAAUCUCAAUGUGAUCAUCUAUGGAAGUUCCCAGUCAGGGAUCUGCAUUCCGAACAAGUCACCGUAUCCAUCUCUUGUGCCAACUGCAGCAGCUCAAAGCAUCUUAUUGGAGACUGUGAAGCGUUUACCAUUCACAUCAUCAUCAUUCACCUUGAAAAACAUCGACCCGGACAUGAUCACGAACCUCAAUACCGUUGCUCCGCCGCAUGGUCCAGCAGGCCGAGGAAGAGACAGAGAAUGGACCCGACCUUCGUCCCCAGGACGAGGACGUCCUGGUCCUCCUUCCCGCGGCAACAACCGUAACAAUUACCGUGUCAGAUCUCCAUCUCCAGACGAGGAUGACAUGAUGUCUCGUGUAUCCCGCGGACGGGGACGUCCCAUCCCUCAGCCCCGUGGCAAUAUUCGCGGCAAUAUUAAGUUUUCAAGUGGACUUGGCGCCAAACGCGGUGACUCGCAGUCCAGAAAGCCUUCCCAUGGUCGUCCACCGUUCGCCGGAAACAACAACCGCUCACGCUCACCCCCUCCACUCCCCCGAGGUCCUCCUCCGUCAAGAGGCAUCGGCCGUGGCCGUGGAUCCCAACGCGGCGGCCCAUCGCGCGGACCACGUGGCGGUGGCAGAGGCAGAGGAUGGUGA